UGUGUUGAAAGUUAUGGCCCUUUAGUUGUGGAUAAAUGUACAUUACUAUUCAGAUCUUUAGUCGGAAAAGUUUCAUAGAGAAUAGACAACACACAGAAGAGAAUUAGUUUUUUAGUUUAGGGGCAGGAUGAAUCCUUUAAUUUUCAUUGGUUUAUUUUUAGCUGUGUCUGUAUCUGGUGAGUACUGCACCUACCACCCCACCUUCAGCACGAGUAUCACUGAGUACUGCUACUGGGGCUGUUGUUAUUCAUACAUCUACCCGUGCUGUGACACGCCUUACUAUGCCGACACGCCCUUUAUAGCCGGCAUGACGGUGGGCGCCGUAUGUCUAUUGGUGGGGAUAAUCGGAGCAUGCGUCAGGAGCCGGAGACGUGUUCAGACGACCGUUCAGUACACGGCACCUGGCAACCAGCAAGUCUUCUCAACCACCAUGGCAUCGCAGGUGAAUUCAGGUGUUGCUAACACAGGCUACGUGAACCCAUCCGCUGUCAACACAGGCUACGGGAACACAUCCGCUGUCAACACAGGCUACGGGAACACAUCCGCUGUCAACACAGGCUACAUGGGCCCACCCGCCUACAGCACAAACUACUCUACUGCUUUCUCCAACAGUGGCUACACCCACACAGCCUAACAGCCCCAGCAUAAGAGCCUACACGCUCAAUUCAAGACAACAUAUAAGAAUGUACACAAUCUUGUAAAGACAACAUUUACCAGUUUUAAAUACUAAAGAACAAAACGAAUAAAUAAAAUAUUACAUAAAUGUGACAAAACAUUAAAUACUCCGUAAUUUUGUUUUCUUUUUUCUUUUAUUUUUAUUUUCUUUUUUA
This is a messenger RNA of Physella acuta, 830 nucleotides long. RefSeq lists its product as uncharacterized. The record is from RefSeq and is a predicted model, not a curated record. NCBI's taxonomy places the organism in Eukaryota, Metazoa, Mollusca, Gastropoda, Physidae.